UCUUUGUUUAUAGCCUUUCUUUCUAUUGCCCAAAAUAUAUUACUUAUAUUAUAUACAAAGAGGGAAAAUUUAGCAAAAAGUAACACAUUCCUUCGAGAUUAAAAUUAUUUAAUUUUUUCUUUAUCUGCACUCUUUACAUGAGUUGUGCAUUUUAGCUUUACGAAUACUAAUGGGAUAAAUUUUGAAGGUCAAUGUAAUAAGAUACAAGAUACUUUAAUUUCUUUGAAGUGUGUAUAUAUAUUUCUGAAGGUUUUUCAUUAUAAUAUUUAAUUUUUAUUAUAUUGGUUAGUGUAACUUUUCUAUGACUUGAAGUUCUUUUUCUCAAUUCUAUACAAGUGUUAUGAAGCAAUUAGAGUUUUAAAUUCUAAACCUAAGAUACGCUUCAAACGCAAUAUAUUGCUUUGUGAUUUGUCAGGUAGGAUGAACCAAAUACUAAUAUUCUGAAGGAAACCUUGUAUUAUUUUUAUUUUUUAUUUUUUUUAUCAAAUUUAUCACUAGACAAAGCGUCUAGCGGCCUUUUAUUAAAAAUAAAAAGAUAUUAAUAUGGAUUAGUACAAGCAAGAGGAGCUAGGCCUUACCUUACUAUUCCUAAUGAGAUAACAAGUCUCUACUAAUUAACAAGUACGAAGAAAAUAAAAACUAGAGAAAACUAAGUAUUCUAUGAUCAUCACGGAGUUUAUAACAUUAACUUUAGUGCUAGAACAUUAAAUUUAUUAUUAAGAGCUUGAGUGAUAUACCUGAGAAAUAUAAUACAUUACUCUAUUUUUUUUUAGAGUAAACAAUACAAAUCCCACAAGUUUAGGUUCUAAAUAUGUGCGUUUACAUCAAUUUAGAAAAUUACUUUCGGUACCACAUUUUUUUCGUCAGGUACAUGUAUCUCGGAUACAUGUGUGCUAAAUUUGGUAGAAUUUAUUUUAGAUACAAUGUAUCCAAGAGUGAUUCACAUGUAUCUGGAAUACAUUGACUGUCUCGCUUACCUCUCUCCUAUCUCGCUCAUCUCUCCCGCUGUAUCAGUAUUUCAAAAUGUAUCUGGUAUCAAAUAUGCAUGUUCACUCUCGCCUCUCACUAUCUCACUUGCCUCUCUCCUUCUUCAGGUCGCCUGUAUGUGUAUUUUACAAUGUAUACGGUAGUAAAGAGGGAGAGAGGAAAAAAGAGGGGAGAGAGCAAGGGGGAAAUUUGAAAGAUUGGUGUACUUGACUUGAAAUCUGGUGUAAAAUUAUUAAUUAGUGAGAUAAUAUGUAAUUAUUUUUAACUAUAGAGUGAAUUAGUAUAUAUGGUAGGAAUGUUUAUGUAAUUAGAUAUUAAUUUCUCCUUUUUAUAUUAGGUGGAUGGGUUUGGAGGUGGAAAUAAUUAAAGGAGAUACCAUCAUUAACUACUAAUAAGUAGAGUCGCUCGUUUUGGAUAAUCGAGUGAAUUUCAAGGCGGAAGGAAAAAAAAACUCUUUUUAAUGUUCUUUUAUUUUAUUUUCUCCUAGAAACUUGAUUAUAAGUAGUUCAAAAUUUAGCUCUAUGUUACGAGAACAAUCAAUUCCAGGAACUUGAAUUUUUAAUUUAAUACUAGUGUUUAAUUUUAUAUGCAUAUUCAUUUAGUGAAAAUAAACAGUUAUAAUCUUAGCGAAAACAAAUGAGGGCUUAACUUCAAAGUUGAAAUGUGGCAAUGAUUGAGUUUUCUGUAGAAAAAGGUAAAACAAAAUUCUUAGGUGUGAUUGAGAAUGGAAUAAGUUGCUCAUAUUGUUCGAGCAAAGAACAAUCAUAUUUUUUUCCCUUUUUGUCUAUUAAGACAGGAUAUAAAUAAACAUAGAGACAAAUCAUUGGAGAUCAGCAAUUCGAAGACAUAAUAAUGGAGAGCGAGUUUUCCCAUGAAAUUGAACCAGUUUUUCAGGAUUUUGAAGAUGAUGAACAAUUUGGGUCUGGAGACGGAAGUGAUGUUGAAAAUCAACCUGUCAACACUGUAAUAUUUGUUAAUGACAGGAAACUGGAUGGUAAAACUGCAUUGCGAAUUCUUCAACGUGCUGCUUUAUAUGAUAACUGGAAGAUUGCAGAACCAAUUCUAAAUAAGGAACCAAGAUUUAUUAAUUUUGAAUUUGGAGAAACCUCUGAAACAUUACUUCACGCUGCAGCAUUAGCAAAAAGUAGCGGAUUUGUGCGAGAGCUAAUUAAACUAAUGAAAGUAGGUGACUUGGAGAAAGGUGUGAAUACGGCAUUUAUGUUGGCAGCAUUGGCAGGGCACAUUGAAAUUGCUAAAGCAAUGAGAAAAAAGAAUAAGAAUCUACCAAACAUCUGUGGUAAGGAGGGAGAUUUACCAAUCUCUGUGGCAGCUCAAGUUGGGCAUAAAGCUAUGGUAUCAUACCUUUAUGAGGUCACAGAUUUUGAUGUGAUACAGCAACAAGAACUCUUAUACCUUCUUGAGAUCACUAUCCAGAAUGAAAUGUACGAGGUAGCAUUAAAUAUAUUCAACAAGGACAGACAAUUAUUUGCCACUAAAAUGUUACAAGGAAAUAUUAAUGUCUUGCACACGUUAUCUCAAAAGUCCAUAGCGAUCAGUAACGCUUCUUCUCCGGUGUGGAGAAAGUUUAUUAGCGUGGGCAGGAGGCAAUCCAUUUCAUUGCUAAAAUUGCUUCCGGAAAGAUAUGUAGUUGAGAAACAAGCUGAGACACUACUUGAGGAGCUAUGGGCAGAGUGUCUAAGAAGAGGAAGGGAUAAGCUGUUAGACUUAGUGCUAAAAGAAAACUGGGUCCAUUCUGCUGCAAAAGCAGGAAAUCUAGGGUUUUUACUUGUGGUUACUCGUGAUUUUCCUGUGCUCAUGUGGACGAACGACGAUAAAAGGCAUACCAUUCUUCACGUUGCAGUUUUAUAUCGAGAGGAAAAAGUCUUCAGUCUUAUACACCAAAUAGGAGGAAUGAAAAACAUAUUUCUUGUAGAUUUUGACAAUGAUGGCAAUAACAUUCUACAUUUGGCUGGGAAGUUAGGGGAGCCAAUAUUCAGUAAACAGAAAAGUAGUGGACAGAUGGAAGCCCUGAAAAACAAACUUGUUCAGUCUGUGCCUCCUAAUGCUGAUAAUAAUAAUAAUGCUGUAUUCGUUGAAUCACUACAACAGCUGUUUCAAGAGAUAGAAAUCAUUAGACACAUAACAGAGACACAGUCUGUUAAGGCGGAAGAGAAGAUUAUGCCGCCAUCAUUUCUUAGGGUUUCUGGAGCAGCACUUCAGAUGCAAAGAGAGAUAUUGUGGUUCAAGGAAGUGGAGAAACUUAUACCACCUUCAGGCCGCAAGAGGAGAAACAAGGAUGGGAAAACCCCUAGAGAAUUAUUCACGGAAGAACACAAGAUAUUACUAAAAGAUGGGGAAAAGUGGAUGAAAGACACCGCAAAUUCUUGUAUGAUUGCGGCAACUUUGAUUGCCACGAUGGUGUUUGCUGCUGGAUUCACUGUGCCAGGUGGUAAUAUGGAUGAUAAUGGUUUUCCAAUAUGGCUAGAAUUGAAUGGAUUUAGGAUCUUUGUUAUAUCAGAUGCAGUGGCACUAUUCAGCUCAAUCGUUUCUAUCAUUAUGUUCUUGUCCAUUCUGACAUCUCGCUAUGCUGAAGAUGACUUUCUUGUGUCAUUGCCUGCUAAGUUAUUCUUCGGACUUACAGCGUUGUUUGUUUCGAUUGUUAGCAUGCUUGUGGCGUUUACAGCAACCUUCGUUUUGAUCUAUAGAAAACAUACGGGUUGGGAGCCAAAGCUCAUUGUUGCUUGUGCUGGUGUUCCUGUGGCUUUAUUUGGGUGUUUACAGUACAAACUAUGGUUCGAUGUGGCAAAAUCAACAUAUUGGUCCAAGUUUCUUUUAAGAUCGGGAAAGCUCAAAAGACAGAACCACCUUCAUAAUUAUAAUGUUUGUGCAUGAAACUUGAGCGAAAUUCUCAUCAAUAGUUUCAGUUCUUUUCUCAAGUGCUAAUUAAAUUUGAUUUAUUAUGAAAAUAUCCUUUGGUAUAUCUUUA
Molecule: messenger RNA, 3973 nt
Organism: Solanum tuberosum (potato)
Lineage: Eukaryota; Viridiplantae; Streptophyta; Magnoliopsida; Solanales; Solanaceae
Product: ankyrin repeat-containing protein At3g12360-like
Exons: 6
Coding region: 1840-3879 (679 amino acids)
Cellular component (GO): membrane
Molecular function (GO): protein binding
Source: RefSeq, a predicted model, not a curated record